GUUCAGUUUACUCAGCUGGUCCGUGAAAUGGAGAGUGUUGACAGCGAGGUGGCCCGCCUCCACAACCAGAUCCGAAACCACUACCUUCCGCCUGUGUCCAUCAGCUCUACUGUUGACAAUUCCUUGUAGAUUUAAUGUCAAAACUCAACAUUCGUUGCUCGGAAUUGAAUCUCAGAAGAAGCAAUAAUGAGGAGCCGAAAAUGCUUACAAUAUUUAGUGUGUGCGUGUUUGUUAGUAUACAUAUACUAUUUUCUUGGUGUGAGUGACUAUAUGAACACAAAAAGCUUCGAAGCUGAGUUUGAUUAUCCUCUAAAUAUAGACAUUAAACCGAUAGUCAAAGAAGUUUUGAUAGGUAAAAAACCUAGUGUACUUCCUGUUAAUUACUAUCCGUACAGAUAUCUAACGAACUCAGGAAAAUGUUCCACUUUAGAAAAGCUGGACCUAUUCAUUGUUGUGAAGUCGGCCAUGGACCACUUCGAUCAGCGAGAUGCUAUAAGAAAGACUUACGGUCAAGAGCAUUUUAUGCCAGGGAGAAUAAUAAAAACUUUGUUCUUUCUGGGUACGGAAGGUCACAGAACACAGACACAACAAAAGAUCGAUGAGGAAAUGGCCCAGUAUAAGGACAUCAUACAGAUGGAUUUCCACGACGCCUAUUUCAAUAAUACAAUAAAGACUAUGAUGUCCUUCCGCUGGUUGUACGAACACUGUUCAAUAGCAGACCACUACUUGUUUACAGAUGAUGAUAUGUAUAUAUCUGUGAAGAAUCUCUUGGAGUAUGUCGAGGAAACUCAAUCUGCAACUAAUGAGCAUGAUGAAGCUAGUUUCUGGUAUGGUGAUAAGGAGAAAAUAUUGUACGCAGGUUACAUGUUUAAGUCUACACCACAAAGGUUCCGCUCGAGCAAAUGGAGGGUCUCAUUAGAUGAGUAUCGAUGGAGCAAGUGGCCAGCUUAUGUCACCGCUGGUGCUUAUGUGGUCUCCAACCGCUGCAUGAAGAUUAUGUAUGUUGCUAGCUUGUUUGUUAAACAUUUUCGCUUUGAUGAUAUCUAUUUAGGUAUUGUAGCUAAGAAAGCCGGCGUAACACCAGUUCAUUCAAAUAGAUUUUAUUUUUACAAGAAGAAAUAUGAUAAGGAAGGUUUUAAGGAUGUAAUAGCUUCUCAUGGCUACGAAUCUGAAGAACUGGUUAAGGUUUGGCUGGAACAACAUUUAAUAUGAAGCAAAUUAAAAAAAAAAUUACAUAAUAAUUUAGUCCUUUUUAUGACUUGUAUUUUUGUGAAUUUGGUUGAAGUCAAAAAAUGUAUUAUCUGGUCAAAUUUAAAAAUAAAGUUAGUACUUACUAGGAUAUUCGA
Molecule: messenger RNA, 1346 nt
Organism: Aricia agestis (brown argus)
Lineage: Eukaryota; Metazoa; Arthropoda; Insecta; Lepidoptera; Lycaenidae
Product: protein C10-like
Exons: 2
Coding region: 187-1212 (341 amino acids)
Biological process (GO): post-embryonic development
Cellular component (GO): membrane
Molecular function (GO): hexosyltransferase activity; UDP-glycosyltransferase activity
Source: RefSeq, a predicted model, not a curated record